AUGAAAAUACUUUUGUCCACGACUGUAAAAGUAUCCCGUGUAAGUAUAUCUAUAACACGUAAAUCAUUGAAAUUUUUUCAAUCAGUAUAUAAAUCUGAUUUUCUCAUUGUAUCACCUGUUGGUCUUCGAACAUUACUUGAAAAACGUCGUCGUAAACGUAAACAAUCAUCGGACAAUUCUGAAUCUGAUAGUGAUAAUGAAAAUACAAAUGAAAAUAAUUCAUCUACUAUAGCUGAUUUUUUAUCAUCAAUUGAAUGUGUUUAUAUUGAUCAAUUAGAUAUAUUAUCAAUGCAAAAUCUUGAUCAUCUAUUUUAUAUAUUAGAAAAUCUGAAUUGUAUUCCACAACAAGCAACAUCAUCAACAGAUUUUUCUCGUAUACGUCAUUGGUCAUUAAAUGGUUGGGCACGUUUCUAUCGUCAAUUAAUUGUUCUAUCAUCGUUUACAAGUCCAUUAUUUCUUAGUUUAUUUCAUCGUUUUUCAACAAAUUAUUCAGGACAAUGUUUAAUUCAACCAUCAUUUCCAUUAAAUGGUUAUAUACGUCCAGUGUCAACAUUUCAUCAAUUAUUUCAACGUAUACCAAUAUGUGAUCCAACAUUAAGAUUUAAUUAUUUCAUUGAACAUAUUCUACCACGUUUUGAUACAUCAACAUAUGAUCAUACAUUAAUUUAUUUAUCAUCAUAUUUUGAUUUUGUACGUUUAAAAAAUUAUAUGCGUACAGAAAAACAUAAACAAUUUAAUUAUUUAACAUUAAGUGAAUAUUCAACAAAAAAACAAAUUCUAUUAGCAAGAAAUAUAUUCUAUCAUCGUCAAGUACGAUUUUUAUUAAUGACAGAACGUUUUCAUUUUUAUCAUCGUUAUCGUAUAAAAGGUAUACGACAUAUAUUAUUCUAUGAUUUACCAUCAUAUGGACAUUUCUAUCCAGAAAUUGUACAAUUUUUAACAUUACCACAUGUAAUAGAUAAGAAAAAAACAACACGAACAAAUCAAACCGAUGAACCAAGUACAUGUACGACAUUAUAUGCCAAAGAAGAUGCAUUAAAAUUAGCUUAUAUACUUGGACAAAAUGCUGUUACUGAUUUGUUAAAUUCAGAAAAAAAUACACAUUUGUUUACGAAUAAAUAA
This is a messenger RNA of Rotaria sp. Silwood2, 1122 nucleotides long. The record is from the annotation of a GenBank genome assembly. NCBI's taxonomy places the organism in Eukaryota, Metazoa, Rotifera, Eurotatoria, Philodinida, Philodinidae.